AUGUGCCGGCGCUGGCGGCCGUCCCGCUGUGCGCUUCGCGCGGGUCACCCCCUCUUCCCUCUCCUGACAGGAAGCUCCUCCAAGCGCACCUACUGCGUCGGAAGCCCCUCCAAGCGCACCUACUGCGUCGGUGGGAGUGUGCGGCUCAUGGCGUCUCCCUACUGCCCUCUGUCACCCGGAGGGCAUCCGCACCUGCACCCCCCUCACCUGGCCUGGGAUGUGGACCUGAUGGUGGCCACAGAGAUGCAGGGUGGCCGAAAGGGGGCCCCCUCAUCCGAGGUGAACAACAACGGCAUCAUCUCCUUCCUGAAGGAGGUCUCUCAGUUCACCCCGGUGGCCUUCCCUGUCGCCAAGGACCGCUGCGUGGUGGCGGCCUUCUGGGCGGACGUGGACAACCGGCGUGCGGGCGACGUGUACCACCGGGAGGCCACCGACGCCGCCACCCUGCUCAGGGCCACGGAGGACAUCAGGCGCUACUUCCCCGAGCUCCCAGGCUUCUCGGCCACCUGGGUUUUCAUCGCCACCUGGUACCGCGUGACCUUCUUCGGAGGCAGCUCCUCGUCCCCCGUCAACACGUUCCAGAUCGUGCUGGUCACUGAUGGAGCGUCCUCCUUCACUAUCUUCAACUACGAGUCCAUCACUUGGACCACGGGCACGCACGCUAGCAGCGGGGGCAACGCCACGGGCCUGGGGGGCAUCGCAGCCCAGGCCGGCUUCAACGCAGGGGACGGGCUGCGCUACUUCAGCAUCCCCGGCUCCCGCACGGCGGACAUGGCGCAGGUGGAGACCACCACCAACGUGGGCGUGCCCGGGCGCUGGGCGUUCAGAAUCGAUGAUGCCCAGGUGCGCGUGGGGGGCUGCGCCCAGACAACCUCCGUGUGCCUGGCCCUGCGCCCAUGCCGCAACGGUGGCACGUGCAUCGACGACUGUGUCACGGGCAACCCCUCGUACACCUGCUCCUGCCCCUCGGGCUUCACGGGGAGGCAGUGCCAUCUGGGUGUGGACGAGUGUGCAUCGCACCCGUGCCAGAACGGCGGGUCCUGCACACACAGUGCUGCCGGCUUCAGCUGCCAGUGCCCAGAUGGCUUCAGCGGGCCCACCUGUGAGACAGACCUGGACGAGUGCAGCUCCGGCCCCUGCCUCAACGGCGGCUCCUGUGUCGACCUCGUGGGGAACUUCACCUGCCUGUGCACAGAGCCCUUCUGGGGGCCCCGCUGCGAGACAGGAAGCCCCCUGGUGCCCGACGCCUGCCUCUCGGCGCCUUGCCAGAACGGGGGCACCUGCGUGGACGCAGACCGGGGCUACACGUGCGAGUGCCCCGAAGGGUUCAUGGGCCGCGACUGCCGUGACAGAACCCCCGAGGACUGUGAGUGCCACAACGGAGGCAGGUGCCUGGGGACCAACACCACCCUCUGCCAGUGCCCCCCCGGCUUCUUUGGGCUUCUCUGCGAAUUUGAAGUCACGGCCACACCCUGCAACGUGAACGCGCAGUGCCCCGACGGGGGCUACUGCAUGGAGUACGGCGGGAGCUACCUCUGCGUCUGCCACACCGACCACAACGCCAGCCGCUCGCUGCCCUCGCCCUGCGACUCGGACCCCUGCUUCAAUGGAGGCUCCUGUGACGCCCACGACGACUCGUACACGUGCGAAUGUCCCCGCGGGUUCCACGGCAGGCACUGCGAGCAAGGGAAACCGGACUCGUGCGCCUCUGGCCCCUGUCACAACGGAGGCACCUGCUUUCACUACAUUGGCAAAUACAAGUGUGACUGUCCCCCCGGCUUCUCCGGGCGGCACUGUGAGAUAGCCCCCUCCCCCUGCUUCCGGAGUCCCUGUGCGAACGGGGGCACCUGCGAGGGCCUGGGCACAGGUUUCUCCUGCCGCUGCCGGGCAGGGUACACGGGACGCCGGUGCCAGGCGGAGGUGGACUGCGGCCCCCCCGAGGAGGUGAAGCAUGCCACUCUGCGCUUGAAUGGCACUCGGCUGGGCUCAGUGGCCGUGUACUUGUGUGACCAAGGCUACAGCCCGAGUGCCCCCAGCGCAGUCCGGGUCUGCCAGCCGCAGGGCGUCUGGAGCGAGCCUCCCCAGUGCUACGAAAUUGACGAGUGCCUGUCACAGCCGUGCCUGCACGGGGGCUCCUGCCAGGACCGCGUCGCUGGGUACCUGUGCGCCUGCAGCCCAGGGCGGGAGGGAGCCCGCUGUGAGCUGGAGACAGACGAGUGCCAGGCACAGCCCUGCAGAAAUGGAGGCUCCUGCAGGGACCUGCCAGGGGCCUUUGUCUGCCAGUGCCCCGCAGGCUUCGCCGGAGUCCACUGUGAGACAGAGGUGGACGCCUGUGACUCCGGCCCCUGCCAGCACGGCGCCCGGUGCGAGAAGGCCGGCGGGGCCUACCUGUGCAUCUGCCCGGAGGGCGUCCUUGGCCACCGCUGCGAGACAGUGAGUGACCCCUGCUUCUCCAGCCCCUGUGGGGGCAGAGGCUACUGCCUGGCCAGCAAUGGGUCCCACAGCUGCACCUGCAAAGUGGGCUACACCGGCAAGGACUGUGCCAAAGAGCUCUUCCCACCAACGGCCCUCAAGGUGGAGCGGGUGGAGGAGAGCGGGGUCUCCAUCUCCUGGAGCCCGCCUGAAGGCCAGGAGGCCAGGCAAGUGCUGGACGGCUACGCGGUCACCUACGCGUCCUCUGACGGCGCCUCCCGCCGCACGGACUUCGUGGACCGGAGCCGCUCCUCGCACCAGCUCCGGGCCCUGGCGGCCGGCAGGGCCUACAACAUCUCCGUCUUCUCCGUCAAGCGCAACGCCAACAACAAGAACGACAUCAGCCGGCCCGCGGCGCUGCUCGCGCACACGCGACCCCACCCUGUUGAGAGCCUCGAGGUUACCAACGUGACCGCCGUGGCCAUCUCAGUGCGGUGGGCUCUGCACAGGAUCCACCAUGCCACGGUCAGCAGUGUCCGUGUGUCCAUCCGCCACCCUGAGGCGCAGGAGGACCAGUCCGCCGAGGUGGACAAGAGCGUGGACAGGUUCACGUUUGGGGCCCUGCUGCCCGGAAGGAGGUACACCAUCUGGGCGACUGCCCUCAGUGGGCUCAGGGGACAGGGACACCCCACCGAGAGCCUGGCCUCAGCUCCGCUGCACGUGUGGACCCGGCCUCUGCCACCAGUAAACCUGACUGCCACCCGAGUCACAGCCACGUCUGCUCACGUGGUCUGGGAUGCCCCCACUCCGGGCACCUCGCUGGAGGCAUACAUCAUCAACGUGACCACCAGCCAGAGCACCAAGAGCCGCUAUGUCCCCAACGGGAGGCUGGUGUCAUACACAGUGCGAGACCUGGUGCCCGGGAGGCGGUACCAGCUCUCGGUGACGGCCGUGCAGAGCGCCGCGGGCGACCAGCUGCACAGCGAGCCCGCUCACCUGUACAUCAUCACCUCCCCGAGGGAUGGCGCCGACAGACGCUGGCACCGGGGAGGACUGCACCCACGGGCGCUGAGAAACGGGCCGCCCNGCCGCCAGCUCCCGCGCCAGGCCACCCAGCAGGGCCCGGGGCACAGAGCUCCGUGGGGUGACCCUGACGACUCUCCGGACAGCUUCUCAGAGCUUGUGGACGGCAGAGGACGAGUGAGUGCCAAGUUCGCUGGCUCGCCUGGCAAAUCGGUCACCGUGAGAUCACAACCCACGGCCCCGGUGUGGCUGGAGCCCAUGGAGGACACCCCCACGCAGGUCAGCCCAGCCGUCCAGCUCCCGGCACGCAGUGGUGACAAGGACAUGGAGAGCGCCCCUGGGAACUGCUCGGGAAACCCGUGUCAGAACGGAGGCACGUGCGUGCCGGGCGCGGACGCCCACAGCUGUGACUGCAGCCCGGGGUUCAAGGGCAGGCGCUGUGAGCUCGCCUGUAGGAAGGUGCCCCAGCCCUGCACGCGGCUCUUCUCGGAGACGAAGUCCUUGCCGGUCUGGGACGGAGGCGUCUGUCACCAUGUGUACAAGAGACUCUACAGAGUGCGCCAGGACGUCUGCUUCCAAGAGAGCUGUGAAAGCACGAGCCCCGGGAAGACCCCGCACAGGUGCCUCUCGGGGAGGAGGCCCACGCUGCAUCCUGCAGUGCCCAGGGUCGCAGGCCAGGGUGGCCCUGGGGACUGAGCGCCAUGGGAGACCACGGGCCUGGGCGCUGAGCCAGGCUGUCCGCGUGCCCAGCGGCGC
Pteropus alecto (black flying fox) is the source of this 4191-nucleotide messenger RNA. RefSeq names its product sushi, nidogen and EGF like domains 1 (gene SNED1). The record is from RefSeq and is a predicted model, not a curated record. The transcript is spliced from 30 exons. Gene Ontology annotation, molecular function: protein binding; calcium ion binding. Bases 1 to 4131 code for a protein of 1376 amino acids. Lineage: Eukaryota; Metazoa; Chordata; Mammalia; Chiroptera; Pteropodidae. Gene Ontology annotation, biological process: establishment or maintenance of epithelial cell apical/basal polarity; heterophilic cell-cell adhesion; cell-matrix adhesion. Gene Ontology annotation, cellular component: protein-containing complex; plasma membrane.